Brachypodium distachyon (stiff brome) is the source of this 2454-nucleotide messenger RNA. RefSeq lists its product as uncharacterized. The transcript has 3 exons. NCBI's taxonomy places the organism in Eukaryota, Viridiplantae, Streptophyta, Magnoliopsida, Poales, Poaceae. The record is from RefSeq and is a predicted model, not a curated record. Bases 144 to 1874 code for a protein of 576 amino acids.
CCACCCUUCCAUACCGUAUUCCCCUUCCUCUCUCGCACGUCUUCUUCCUCGCCAAUCCCAUCCCCCCUCCAUCUCAAAAAAUCCAACGCCCCCUCGAAAAAUCACAACUCCCGCAGAAGAGAAGAACCCAGAGGACGACGGGCAUGGCGGGUCCUCGCCAGAGCCCCGCAAACGGCGGCAAGCGCCCAGCGGAUUCCACCCUUUUGCCGUCUGCCUCUCCCUCUAAGAGGCGAACGGGGACGGAGUCGCGGGAGAAGGGCACCAACUCGAGGCCCUCGGAGUCGCGGACGGAGUCGAGGGAGAGGGGCACCAGCUCGGGGCCCUUGGGGAUGCGGUCGGAGUCGAGGGAGAGGGGCACCAACACGCGCCCCUUGGAGAUGCGGUCGGAGGCGAGGAUGGCGCGGCCGCGCAUGCCGCCGACAUUUGGGAUACGAGUGCAGCUUUCUCAGGAUUCUUACCUUCAAAUUGCUGCAACUGUCAGGGAGAUUGAGGAGAACACUGUCAGGAAUUGUGAUGAACAAGAAUUGAACAAAGGUUUCUUGAAUGGUAUACCACAACAGUUCGAGGAUGUGGCGCAGAUGGUGCAAAACGGACAGGGAGCGCCACAGAGGGCAGCUAAUAUGCAGUCUCCGAUUGUCAAACUUUCCAUCCAGCCGGUGACUGAGGAGUCUACAAAACCAACUGACAGCGACUGCGGGAAGCAUAAAACUCAACAAGCUGAGGGCCAUCCCAAGGCUGCUAGUAGUCGACCAAGUCACCCAGGAAGGAGGAACAGUGCUUUGAACAUGAAUGAUGGCAGAGAUCUCGAUGAGCAGGAAUGGAUGAUGUCCUUGCACCCUCCAGGAAGAGCAGUCUCAAUACAGCCAGAAUCUUCCAGUCCUGAAAAUUGGCUCCACCUGCCUCCACUUGUGGUAUGGCAAGUAUGGAGAUCGCUAUCUACCGACUCAGAUCGUGUGAAGAUGAGAUUAGUGUCGACUGAAUGGUUAAGUGAGCUGCCAAAGGUGUUGGCACCACGGCCCUGGAUAAUGGGCAGCAACAUGGUGGAAGGCACAUUUCACAGCAUCAAGGGAAAUAGACUACAGGAGUUAAAGUUGAAAACCAAGAUACCUGAUGGCAGUUUCUGUGGAUCCACUGGUGACUUCCUUAUAUCGGAAUCACCUCUCGGCUGCUCUCUCUGGAAUCCAAGUGACGGAAGGGUCUUGCCAUUACCCUUGAAGAGCUAUUUGAAGAUUGCUAUGACAGCAGCAUCUCAUUCACCAGCAUUUGCUUAUUCGCCAGGAAAGGUCAUCUUGUCUUUCGGGAGGCCUGCAAGUGAACAUAGUUGGAAAAGUAUUGUAUGCUCUGACACAAGUAUACGAGACAUUUGCCAAUGUGGCAAUGAGUUUUAUGCAGUGAAUGGUAUGUUCAAGCUGUACAAGCUUGAUCAGAAAAGUGCAAAGCUGCUGAUGAUCGGACCACAACAAAGAUCAGAUGAGAUCAGGAAACUUCUGCCAAAUGAAAGAAAUCCUGAUCAUAUUCUUCUUGCAGAGCUAAACAGUGAGCUACUAAUCAUUGCAUUGGGUAGAAAUCUACAGUAUGUUCAAGUCUUCAGGGUUGAACAGACAGAUGAGCGAACAAGGUUGGUUACCAUUGACGAGCUUGGUGGCUGGGCCAUAUUUCUGGGGAAAAAUCAAUCCAUUACAUUGAAUUCUGGGGACUAUCCAGGAAUCAAUAGGAAUAGCCUGUAUAUUGCUCUUGAGCCGAUGAUGGAUGAUGCCCCUCAAACUGUACAAGUCUACUGUCUGAAGACAAAAACGGUGACUCAUGCUCAUUAUCCCAGCGAACUCGGCACUCCAUUCUUCUUUCACCCAGGAGGUGUAUCUACCUAUGAGUGACUGAAGUAACCUUCCUUUGUCUUUUUGGAGAUCCGAUGGUCCUGCUUGUGGUGGCAGUUCAUGUGUGCGUAAUCAGUGACCUGGACUGCGAUGAGAGAAGAGGCUGUGAAGAAGCAAUGCCCCCUGGCAACCACUUGGGACGGGUAAACUUUGUGCUUGGUUUGGCUUGGCUUUUAGGAGUAGGAAAUGGAUGGUCAUAGCGGUGCUCCAUCUGAUGUGGCACGAUUCAGUCAGGUCACACGGCUUCCCGGGUAAUGAGACAUAAGGCAAACCCAAUUCGCUACGCUCUUUCCCAUGAUGGGAUUCUCUGAAUUUUGGCACUUGUUCCUUUCCAUCUCUAGUUUAGAGUGCGAUACUAUACUGUAGUACUAGGUUGUUCAGUCUUACUGUGAAGAUGGAUCAUAGAUGUGAAUUACUGGUCAGAUAGAAAAUGCAUAGGAACUGUGUACAGAAGCUGAAGGGAACAAACUCCCUCAGAAUGUAUGAAAGUGGUCAAGUGGAUAGAUAUACAGAUGGAAUUCUUAUCUGUUGAAAAGAGAAGGUGUUCUUAUCUGUUAAUACUAACUGCAUUUUCGUUUUA